Messenger RNA from Homalodisca vitripennis (glassy-winged sharpshooter), 6699 nucleotides. It is a transcript of the gene msn, whose product is annotated as serine/threonine-protein kinase mig-15. NCBI's taxonomy places the organism in Eukaryota, Metazoa, Arthropoda, Insecta, Hemiptera, Cicadellidae. Gene Ontology annotation, molecular function: ATP binding; MAP kinase kinase kinase kinase activity. Gene Ontology annotation, biological process: protein phosphorylation. The transcript has 26 exons. The record is from RefSeq and is a predicted model, not a curated record. The coding region runs from base 229 to 3858 and encodes 1209 amino acids.
UGGAGAUUAGAUGACGUCAUGUUCUAGAGUUUAUAACUAGGUGUGGACAAAGAAUGUGAAGUAAAGUGACAAGUGUAUAAACGUUAUUGUGAAUACCAAUUAUGUUAAGUGCGAGAAGGUAGCACAGAAGCCAAGGGGACGAUCUAUCCUUGGCUUAAUUGUUAAUUUUUACUUUAGUUUAAGUGGGUUUUAUCGUGAAUUGUAGUGCUCCCCCGUGUUGUGCUCAAGAUGGCGCAUAAUAAUUUAGCCCCUAGUGUAAAUUGUUCCUUAGAUGACAUUGACUUAAAUGCUCUUAAGGAUCCUGCUGGAAUUUUUGAACUAAUUGAAGUGGUUGGCAAUGGGACAUACGGACAGGUGUACAAGGGUCGACACACGAAGACUGGACAGCUGGCUGCCAUCAAAGUUAUGGAUGUUACUGAAGAUGAAGAAGAAGAGAUUAAACUGGAGAUUAACGUCUUAAAGAAGUAUUCAAACCACCGUAAUAUAGCGACGUACUACGGUGCUUUUAUCAAGAAGUCACCACCAGGCAAGGAUGAUCAACUCUGGCUAGUCAUGGAGUACUGUGGCGCCGGCUCUGUGACUGACUUGGUGAAGAGCACUAAAGGUCAAUCCCUGAAGGAGGAGUGGAUCGCGUACAUCUGCCGGGAGAUACUACGAGGUCUGUCAUACCUUCACAGCAACAAGGUGAUUCACAGAGAUAUCAAGGGACAGAAUGUGCUGCUCACGGAUAAUGCUGAAGUCAAACUGGUGGAUUUUGGAGUGUCAGCCCAGCUAGAUCGGACGAUAGGUAGACGUAACACUUUCAUUGGUACACCUUACUGGAUGGCACCCGAGGUGAUAGCUUGUGAUGAGAACCCGGACGCUACCUACGACAACAGGAGUGACCUCUGGAGCUUGGGUAUAACAGCAUUAGAGAUGGCAGAGUCACAGCCACCUCUCUGUGAUCUCCAUCCCAUGAGAGCUUUGUUCCUCAUCCCCCGCAACCCUCCGCCACGACUCAAGUCCAAGAAGUGGGCCAAAAAAUUUCAUGGCUUUAUUGAGACAGUACUCGUGAAAGAUUACCACCAGCGCCCGUACACAGAGCAGCUUCUGAAGCAUCCAUUUAUCCGGGACCAACCAACCGAGCGCAAUGUCCGGAUCCAGCUCAAGGAUCACAUAGAUCGUUGCAAGAAGCGCAAGCAGGAAAAAGAACGAGAGGACUAUCGGUACAGUGGCAGUGAGAACGAGGAGGAGGAACCAGCUCUAGCAGGAGAGCCCAGCAGUAUAGUACAGGCCCCCGGCGACAACACGUUACGCAGGAACUUUCAACAGAUACAGGAGGGUAGAACAUUGACACAGAAUGAGACUAAGGAAACCAAACAUGGCCGCGACAAAGGCGACAGGGAGGAGAUCCCUGAGCCUGGGCCACCUGCUCGACCUCCCAUACCUCCUCAGCGACUUAUUGUUGUCCCUGACCCUCACCCACCAUCACGGCCCCUCCCUCCACCCCCAAGAGAGGAUAGGCAACAGAAACCUACUCCGCCCACACAAGCUCAACCCCCAUCUCAGCAGCAGCGCAACUCGCAUGUCUUCAAGCCUAUGCUGCCUCCAAGAAGACCUGAGGAUCUGGACAUGCUAGCAGCGCAGCUGAAUGAAUUAGGCGUACGGCCAGCGGCACCAGCAGUCGCAAGCAGUCGACAGAACGGAGCCACCAAGCCUCCAACGACCAGUAUAUUGGAUUCGGACAGUGAUGACAGCGAGGAGGAGGAGGAGGAGGGUGGAGCGGGCCCAGGGAGACAGGCCAAUGAUGGCACUCUGCUGGCCAGUGAUCCUCCCAAGCCACUCCCGGAAUUUUCCCCAUACAGGCCUGUUGACGCAGCCCAAAGUGCACUAAUCCAUGAGACAAAAGGUCCAGUAACAAGUGGUGGAGCUCCCAACAGACCACUGCCUCCUACUCCUGACGAGGAAGAGAGUGGAGACCGCACACUGGUCAUGCGCAGGAAACAGAAGCAGGAAGAAGAGUCGUUACUCAAGAAGUGGGAUUUGUCACACAUAUUGCAGCGUCUCGAUCGUAUGAAAGGGGAUGCUGAGGCCAAACAGGAUGAAAAGACCAAAAAGAGCUCCGAUAGUGGACAUAAGAGAAAUGGUUCUGACGGUUUUCGAGUAUUUCGUAGAGAAAAUUCAGACUUCUUUGUGCCUUCUGUGAGACACUCAGCAGUGUUUUUAGAGACUAAAAACAUUCGUCAAAACCCAUUCAAUUCAAGUUCAAGGCGGGGUUCGGACGUUGCCGGUUUAGCCAAUAAGUACUCUGGUCCCAAACCCAGUGAGCCUAUCCUGACAGACUUUAACCUGAGCGGUAGUGGCGGUGGUGGGGAGUGGCAGCCCACAAGGCCUAGACGAGAACGGACUGAGGGAGAUAUCGUCCUGCAGAGGUCAAGACAAGAACUACGAGAGAACCUUGAAGCCAGGAGAAUUGAUGUUGAAAUGAGGUUUUCCAGAGAAGCUGACAGGAUGAGAAAGAGAAACCCUCGACCGAUCACGGAGACUGAAGUGGCAAAUUCUCCAUCCAAUACGGAAGAAAGACAGAACCGUGAAGAGCGUCACCACCGUGGAGACCCGUCACCCGGCCAGCUCGCCACCCCUGGCUCACGCACCAGCUCGGUCUUGCCCGACCUCCUUACACAGACUUCGUCGUCUCCUGGCACCCCUAACCAGAGGCAGGACAAGUCUACCAGCGAGGAGUACCGUCAAGCUGUCAAUAAGCCUACUGGUUAUUCCCUACAGAAGCAGCGUUCGUUCCUGACAUUUGGGUUCAGUGCGGGCGGUGGCUCGCGGCGAGAGAGUCACGUCAAUGUCAAUGUCACCCCAACAUCUCAUGACCUCGCCUCCGACACACCCGAGAUCCGCAAGUACAAGAAGCGUUUCAACUCUGAAAUACUCUGUGCUGCACUAUGGGGAGUAAACCUGCUGAUCGGUACCGAGACAGGGCUGAUGCUUUUGGACCGCAGUGGGCAGGGGAAGGUGUAUCAGUUGAUCUCCAGACGACGGUUCCAGCAAAUGGAGGUACUGGAAGGCCAGAACAUCCUAGUCACAGUCAGUGGCAAGAAGAACAGGGUACGCGUCUACUACCUGUCCUGGCUGAAGAGCAAGAUCCUGCGCACGGAUGGAGUUAGUGAUCAAGUUGAGAGGCGUAAUGGCUGGAUUAAUGUGGGAGACCUCCAAGGUGCUGUCCACUUCCGCAUAGUCAAAUACGAACGUAUCAAGUUCCUUGUCAUUGCACUCAAAGACAGCAUUGAAAUCUAUGCUUGGGCACCAAAACCGUAUCACAAAUUCAUGGCCUUCAAGACGUUUGGUGAGUUGAUAUACCGACCCUUGCUAGUAGACUUAACAGUGGAGGAAGGAACUCGCCUCAAAGUCAUCUAUGGUUCUGCUGAUGGUUUUCAUGCGGUUGACCUGGACUCAGCCUCAGUCUACGAUAUUUAUCUUCCCAAACAUACUCAGGGGCCAAUCUCACCUCACUGUAUAGUGGCCCUGCCCAAUUCCAAUGGUAUGCAGCUGCUGUUGUGCUAUGAUAAUGAAGGUGUCUACGUCAAUACUUACGGAAAGGUGUCUAAGAACAUAGUACUGCAAUGGGGUGAGAUGCCCACGAGUGUUGCAUACAUCGGGACUGGCCAAAUCAUGGGCUGGGGUAACAAGGCUAUAGAAAUACGAAGUGUGGAGACUGGACAUCUAGAUGGAGUUUUCAUGCACAAAAAAGCACAAAGGCUUAAAUUUCUUUGUGAACGUAAUGAUAAGGUUUUCUUCUCAUCAGCAAAAGGUGGCUCAUCCUGCCAGAUAUAUUUUAUGACUCUCAACAAGCCUGGUAUGGCCAACUGGUGAUACCAUGAUUGUGAGUUUGACGAGUGAAAUACGACAGUCAUCUGCAGUGGUGCGAGAACAAAGCAGUCGCCAUCAAGUCUUGUACUGUGUUUGUUAAGUGUUUUGUUUGUUAAUAAUUUGUUAUACACUAUGAACUGUUUUAACAUAUCCUAGUCAAUUGGCCACUCACCACUUGAGCUUAUCUUUAUUGGUUGUUUGGCAACAACUGAUUAUUUCCUACUGGCUCUAGUUCAAAAUGUAUCAUACGAAUAAACUCACAGAAUAAUCAAUGAAUUAAGUUAAAGUCGGUUUAAAAUUUUGUUUUCUUAAAAAAAUUCUAUCAGCACUGCUGUGCCAGAUUUGUUACUUUUUAGCAGUUCUUAUUACAAUCUCUUACUGCUUUGUUUUUCAUAAUUGUUACAUUGCAUCCAAUUUAAUUAAAUUAUACAAUCAUCUCUGUUCUCAGGUAACUUUUACUGAGCAUCUUUACCACCCAAAAAACACACACACACACAAACAUAAAAUAGCAUAAAACUUCCCAUUCCCAUGUCAAAUUAAGGCAAAAUGUAACAAUACUGGUAUUAAUAACAAUUAUUUUCCCAACAAUAAAACUCUAAUGAUUCUUCAUAAAUAUUGGAAGUAUUGUAUCAAGUAAAUGACACAACACUGCUAGAUUACACCCUUGAUCUUGAUGGCUAAAGAAUAGUCAAGGUGUCAAAGUAUGAUUGAUUGGUUCUGAAAUGUUCAUCGGUAGAGUCACGUAAGGUGGCUGAAUAUUCUUGUCAUCUAUUUGUUCAAUCCGACCAUAAGUAGGUUACAUCAACAUUGUAUUGCUUUCAGCAGUUUCUCUUGUUUGUCUUCAUUUCACACUUCACAGAUUAGUUUAAUGAAGCAAAUAACUUAUAAUGAGGUAGUCAUGAAAAUAUAUACUGUGAACAUUUCAGUGCACUCUCUAAGUUUGUAAAGAUCUCAACAACUAAAAGGUUCUUCUCAUUUUUAUAUGCCAUUAUUUAUAUUUUGGUGAAAGUGCUACGAUGAACCAUUGGAUCUAAGAUUUCAGUUUUUCUAUCACAUUCAUUCUUAGUGUUUUUUUUUACAAAAUACUUCAAGAGUGUUAUGUUGCUUUGCUAUUUUAUUGCAAUCUCAAAGUGCAAAGGAUAUUCAUAUCAAUCAACAAUAUUUAUAAUUGAUUGUUUUCUUUUCUCUAAUCUGCUUUUCCCUAUCUCAAUGUUAAAAGUAUUCAGUAUAUGUCAAGACGUAUUAUGCCGAUUGUUUUCAGGUAAACAUUUUGUUUUAACACCAAGACUUGUCAGCACCACCCACUCGGACGCCAUUUCUAAAUACUUGUCAUUCUGAUUACCUUACCUUUGUGAUACAACUGUAGCACUCAAUCUUGUCACAGAUUUUGAUGGUGCAAUUUUACAAAUAGCUGUUUAGUUUUUUUAGCAUUUACACAUGGCUGUAUAGAUUAAGAUCUCUCGUUUUUGGAAUCUUGUUUGGUAAUUUAAAUGUGACUUUUUACUAAAUUGAUAUUGAAUAGAAUCACUUUUCGUUAUUUGUUUUAUAACGCUUUGUUUGUCAUAACCUGGAUGAAUUGGACAAAUCUGUGUUACUCUCGUACAAAUAUAAUAAUACAUUAAAUUUACAAUUAUUUUAGUGAUUCCAAACAAUAUUCCAACAACAAAUAUAAUAAUUCAGAUAUGUAAAAACAAAACAAAAAAUUUAUAAUGGUAUGCCACUCAUAAAGGACUGUGGGCAUUGGUUAAAAACACAAAAGUAGUUUUUAAUCUCCAAUAGUAAUUUUUGUCAAUUUUAGUUAAACUACUAAGUUUGUGUUUUUAGCCAUUGUUGUUUAAUAUGUUAGUCUUUCCAUCAAAUAUAUAUUUACUUAUUACUGUAAAUAUCCUUUAGAGUUUCUAUAUAAUUUCAAAUGUAUGUUUUGUUAUCCUCAUAUUCAUUUAUCAUUGUUAGUAAUAAUAUAUUUAUGCAUGACAUAUUUAUCCUUGCUUUUUAAUUUUUAUGUCUGAUUUUUUGUAGUUAUGUUAAAGCUCAGACUGCCAAGCAACUAUCUUGCCUCUUCAUUCCACUAUUUGAAAGACUUUAAAGCAAGUUUUCCUUUUUUUCUAUAGGUUUUAAACCACAUGUCAUGUUUUUGGAAAACAAAACUUUUAUAUACCUUCCCAUUAAAUCAAAAUUAAUAAUUUUGUAAAUAUGUAAUUUCCAACAGUUUUUUUGUACAGUUCUUCAUCUUUUGUAUAAAGAUUUUCAACUUUGUCUAUACUCAUUACGUUAUAAUUGAUAAUACCAGUAUAGUUUAAAUGUAUUAACUAUAUAUUUAAUUUGUAAAUUAUUUUAGGUUUUAUAGUCAAGAGAUUUAACUUAGAAUUAGUUAUUGACUCGACAACAUUUUGUGCUUCUGUGCGCGGUUUCAUGCUCAAAAUCUUACUUCGAGAGUUGCCAAAUGUUAUCUGUUUGUGUUAAAUUGUGUUCAAUCCUAAAAUGAAAAGGACGUAUGAAACUUAAUUAUUUAACUUUUAAUAACAGGUGUCUAAUAAUUUACUUAGCUUCACCGAGAAACAAUAUAUAGACUGAAUCAGUUAAAAAUAUCCAAACUUUAUUAUAUUUGGAACAAAACGUUCUAGUCUUAAUUAUUUUACUGGCUUUGUAUUCAACUCGUACUUUAGAUUUUACAAAAAUCUAUCACACUUUCUGUAAACUGUUUCUUGAACAGGUGGCAGUACUGCAUAUGGCAUAUAAACAGUUGUACAUGUUGUGUUACUUCCAUUAUUGACAUCAUUAAGGGACAUUUAGUCAUGAUAAAUUUACUGUUGCUUUUUAUACCUAUUAAAAUAUGAAACUGAA